Molecule: messenger RNA, 410 nt
Organism: Notothenia coriiceps (black rockcod)
Lineage: Eukaryota; Metazoa; Chordata; Actinopteri; Perciformes; Nototheniidae
Product: dynein heavy chain 12, axonemal-like
Exons: 2
Coding region: 14-355 (113 amino acids)
Biological process (GO): microtubule-based movement
Cellular component (GO): dynein complex
Molecular function (GO): dynein intermediate chain binding; dynein light intermediate chain binding
Source: RefSeq, a predicted model, not a curated record
UUUUUCCUUCUCCAUGGUGUGGAGUGUGGGUGGCAGCUGUGACUCAGACAGCAGAGAGAGGUUUAGUGAGUUCUUCAGGGUGAUCGUGUCAGGAAAAGCAGAAAAUCCUAUCCCAGCCUCUGUGGGAAAAUGGGAGUGUCCAAUGGAUGACAAAGGGCUGGUGUAUGACUAUUACUAUGAGUUUAAAGGAAGAGGCCGCUGGAUUCACUGGAAUGAUAACAUAAAAAAUGUCAACCUGGGGGACAAAAACACCAAAGUGCAGGAGAUCAUUGUUCCCACCAUAGAUACAGUUCGCUACACCUACCUCAUGGACCUCUGCAUCAGAUACGGAGUGUUAGUAUUCUUGUGUCACUGAUACAUACAAGUGCCUUUUUGUUUUACUUUGACAUGUACCAUAUAAGCUGUUUUCA